Molecule: messenger RNA, 1115 nt
Organism: Benincasa hispida (wax gourd)
Lineage: Eukaryota; Viridiplantae; Streptophyta; Magnoliopsida; Cucurbitales; Cucurbitaceae
Product: zinc finger A20 and AN1 domain-containing stress-associated protein 5-like
Biological process (GO): protein ubiquitination
Molecular function (GO): DNA binding; zinc ion binding; ubiquitin-protein transferase activity
Source: RefSeq, a predicted model, not a curated record
UUACCGACCUUUCAAUCCCUUCAUAUUCCCUCAUUUCCCCGUUUCUCUCUCAUCCUCUCAAAUAAACCCAACCCCCGAACCAAAUCUUCUCGUUCUUAUCAUCUUUUCUUUGAAUCUCUCUCGGGAUUUCUUGUUUGAGGAUCCGAUCGGAAGAUAUGGCACAGAGAACCGAGAAGGAGGAGACGGAGUUCAAAGUUCCGGAGACGAUCACGCUUUGCGUCAACAACUGCGGCCUCACGGGGAAUCCGGCGACAAAUAAUAUGUGUCAGAAGUGCUUUAAUGCUACCACGGCGACCGCGUCCAUGGCGAUGAAGUUUUCCGGUGAGAAAAGUCCGAGAUCUACUACCUCUCGCUCGCCUGAGAAAUUUCGGUUCGUUUCAGAGUCCAGGAGGAUUAUAACAGCGGCUGAUCGUCCGAAAUCUGACGAAUCGACGAAGCGAGAGGUGAAUCGGUGUUCUGGAUGUAGAAAACGCGUCGGAUUGACUGGAUUUAGGUGCCGAUGCGGAGAUUUGUUCUGUGCGGAGCACCGGUAUUCAGAUCGUCACGAUUGUAGCUUCGAUUACAAGGCGGCUGGUCGUGAGGCGAUCGCGAGAGAGAAUCCGGUGGUGAAAGCGGCGAAGAUUGUUAGAGUUUAAUCCGUAGAUCGAUUUGAUUACCAAAAAAAGAACGAAUCUGAAGAUGAUGAAAUCUGUGAAAAAAAUCUUUGGGCUGAUUGUUGAAAUUUUUCUUCGGAAUAUUGAGGAUUAAUUCCUCGAAAUAUCCUCUCGAUCUUUAGGAGAGAAAAAACAUGAGAGAACGAGAAAAAAAAAAAUCCUUGAUGAAGAUGAUGAUGAUGAUCGUUGUGUUUUCUCAGAUAAUUAUGUUCUUAUUUUAUUUAAAUUUUUUAUUUUACUCUUUUUUUCCUUUUUUUUUUUGGUUUGUUCGAAAACAAAAAGAAAAGAUUAUCGUGGGCUAUGAAGAUGAUGGCGGUGUUCUUUGUUAAUUCUUUUUUAUUUUUCUUUUUAAUUUGCGCUUGAAAAUGCCAAUGGCAUGUGAUGUAAAUUCGAUGAAUUCUCGGGGUUUAAUUGGCAGUUCAGAAUCAUAGCACCGGAAGAAAAAAAAAUUGUCGCAUUCUA